Molecule: messenger RNA, 1188 nt
Organism: Mycena indigotica
Lineage: Eukaryota; Fungi; Basidiomycota; Agaricomycetes; Agaricales; Mycenaceae
Product: Oxidored-FMN domain-containing protein
Exons: 6
Coding region: 43-1188 (381 amino acids)
Molecular function (GO): oxidoreductase activity; FMN binding
Source: RefSeq, a predicted model, not a curated record
CCCUUCGGCCCUUUCCUGAACCUCACCCAAGUCGUAUUCACCAUGUCCGCCCUCCUUACCCCGCUCAAGGUCGGCUCGGUCACCAUCUCGAACCGCGUCGGAAUGAGUGCCCUGACGCGUAGCCGUGCCACUGGGGCAGUCGCCAACGAUGUAAUGCGCGACUACUACGUCCAGCGCGCGGAGGGUGGUGCCGGACUCAUCGUGUCUGAGGGUAUCCUCGUCACCCGUCAAGGCACUGAAUGGCCCGCAGCGCCCGGCCUCUGGGACGCGUCACAAGUUGAGGGAUGGAAGAAGAUCGUUGAUGGCGUGCAUGCUGCCGGGAGUAAGAUCUACGCUCAGCUGUGGCAUGUUGGCCGUCUGGCCCACCCCGACGCGCCGGAGCAGAAGGCAGCGGGCGAGCCCGUAUAUGGCCCUUCUGCAAUCGCUGCAAGGGGAGGCAAGUUCCGAUUCCUCGCGGACGAGCCUGGAUAUGUCGUCCCGACGGAGCUUGCGGACCCCAAAACGGUCGUUGCGCUCUUCAAAAAAGCGGCGGAGCACGCCAAGGCUGCGGGUUUCGACGGUGUUGAAAUCCAUGGCGCCAACGGCUACAUCGUCCACCAAUUUCUCGACAACACUGCCAACAAGCGCACUGACGCAUAUGGCGGCUCCCCCGCCAACCGCUCGCGCUUCGCACUAGAAGUCAUCGCUGCGUGCCAGGAGGUCUACAGCGAAAAUGUCGCCAUCAAACUGGCCCCCACCGGCGGGUACAACGACGUCGGCAUGCCGCUCGACGAAACCGUCGCCACAUUCGGGCACCUCCUCGAGCAGAUCGACAAGCUUCCCACGCCCCUGUCCUACGUCGUGCUUACGAAAUACAACCCCGUGCUCGACAACGAGGUCGACGGGAAGCUGCGCGCGACGCAGUUCGAUGUCGUGGAGACAUUCAAGUCGUACUUCGCCUCGGGCCGCACGCACUUUUUCCUCAACUCGGGGCUGCAGGUCGCGGACGCCGAGACGUAUGUGGGCGAUGGGAACAACGCUGUGAAAGCGGUGUUCUUUGGCGUCAACUGGCUCAUCCACCCCGACCUUGCCAAGCGGAUACAGCACGGCAAGCCGCUCGAUAACGAGCCCGACUGGAUGCAUCUCUACGGCGCGGAGGGGACUGACCCCGCGAUUGGCUACACCGAUUAUAAGGCGGCGGUAUAUUAG